This is a messenger RNA of Symbiodinium pilosum, 498 nucleotides long. NCBI's taxonomy places the organism in Eukaryota, Dinophyceae, Suessiales, Symbiodiniaceae. The record is from the annotation of a GenBank genome assembly.
AUGUCCGCCAUCUUGCUGCUGGGAGGCGAGGAGGAGAGGGACAUCUUUGCUGCAAAACUUGCAUUCCGUGAUGGGCCUUCUGCGUGCCCUCUGAUGGUAUUUGCCAGCUCACCUGGCGCUGGGGCAGAGGAGAGGCUUGGCGCAGUGCAGGCUGCUGGCCAGCUGAAACUGUCAUUUCGCGCCGUGGACACGGUCACAAACUUCUCCACCAUGAUACCGGACCUCCAAGCUGCUGGUGUUACGCAUGUUCUGCUUGUGACGUCUGGCUACCACAUGCCACGGGCAACCGCGAUAGCUGAGAUAAUGUUGGGCUCCUGCAACAUCACGUUUGAGGCAUGGCCUGUUGAGUGCGCUGCGACUGUGGAUGGCAGACGUGAGCCGAAGUGGAGAACUUAUCGCGAUGUCCUUCGAGCGCGAAUUUGGAGCAUAACCGGAUGGGAUUUUCUCUGGCUGGCGAAAGUUCUGGUCCGCCUUGUUCGAUGCUGCAGAGGUUAUUAG